Molecule: messenger RNA, 462 nt
Organism: Nematocida homosporus
Lineage: Eukaryota; Fungi; Microsporidia
Exons: 1
Source: RefSeq, a predicted model, not a curated record
GGAGUUGAUGUGAAUGAAGUUGAGGUGUAUGGAGUUGAGGUGAAUGAAGUUGAGGUGAAUGGAGUUGAGAUGUAUGGAGUUGAGUUGUAUGGGGUUGAGAUGUAUGGAGUUGAGAUGUAUGGAGUUGAGGUGAAUGAAGUUGAGGUGAAUGGAGUUGAGAUGUAUGGAGUUGAGUUGUAUGGGGUUGAGGUGAAUGGAGUUGAGUUGUAUGGAGUUGAGUUGUAUGGGGUUGAGUUAGGUAUUGAGUUAAAUCUAUCUUUAGAUUGUGGUGGAUUGGGUUGGGUUGAGUUAGGUAUUGGGUUGGGUGAUGUUGAGUUAAGUUUAUCUUUAGAUAGUGGUGGAUUGUGUUGUGUUUUGCUGGUAUUAGGUUGCUUAUUGGGAAUUGGGCUUAUAUACUGGGCAAAUUGCUUGGCCGGCAUGGUGAGUUGUCGACUUUCUAUCUCACUAAUUGGUAGCUGUUGA